Molecule: messenger RNA, 688 nt
Organism: Medicago truncatula (barrel medic)
Lineage: Eukaryota; Viridiplantae; Streptophyta; Magnoliopsida; Fabales; Fabaceae
Product: MYB-like transcription factor ETC1
Exons: 3
Coding region: 238-498 (86 amino acids)
Biological process (GO): cell differentiation; regulation of DNA-templated transcription
Cellular component (GO): nucleus
Molecular function (GO): transcription cis-regulatory region binding
Source: RefSeq, a predicted model, not a curated record
ACAAAAAGAAAAGUAGAGUUAAAUGGUCAAACCCCAACCUUCAGUCUUCUCUUUACUUUGCUCCCAUCCUCUCCACCACCCAUUCUUCACUACUCUUGUCAACGAUUGUCCCUAACCCUGAUCCUCCAUACUACUUUGCCCUAUAUAUAUUACACACACACCACCGCCUAUUAAUUCACAUACAAUACUAUAUACCAUAUAGUAAUAUCUUUUUCCAAACUUCCCUUUGCAAGAUAUAUGGACAACGUGGAAUGCUCCUCUGAGGAAGUUUCUUCUGAUUCUUCUAUAGCACUGCAAUCCAAUUCCAGUGGUACUCAAGUAAAUUCCAAGGUUGAAUUUUCUAAAGAUGAGGAAGAUCUUAUCAUCAGAAUGCAUAAACUAGUGGGGGAUAGUAUAUUCAUUUUCAGGUGGCCUUUAAUUGCGGGAAGAAUACCUGGAAGAACAGCUGAAGAAAUAAAGAAUUACUGGAUUUCAAGACACUCUUCCACUAGCCAAUGAAGUGUCAAGAGAAAUGCUAUAUGCAUGGUUCAUAUACACAGCAUGUCUGUUUUUGUGUAUUCACUCCUAAUUGGAACAAUAAAAGUGUGAGUGCAUGCAUUUUGAAGUUUUUUUUUCUAUGAAAGAGUGCAUUUGGAAGUUUAGACAGUAAUUUUGUGCUACAACAAUAAAAUACAUCUUUUUACGAUGA